AUGGAGAUAGACAAGAACGCCAAACUCAUAAUCCUACCGACACCACCAGAUGGCGAGCACAGAGAAUACAGAAUCGUCAAGCUACCCACACCGGAUUUGACCGCAUCCAAACCCUACUUACUCCAAGAUUCCACCGUAUGCGAGCUCUCGACAAUCACCGGGUCCAACAGCGCGAUAACGUUGCCCAACAGCAACGCAGUCAAGUCCUUCCUUCUCGAGCCCCUCGACGCUUCAGUGGUGGGCGCAGUGCUCCAAUCAAGCACGACGACCGUGGCGUCCCCGUUCAAUUUCACUUACUUGAUGAUGUCACUCUUUGUCACGCAGGGGGACAAAUUUGCGACUUUUAAGAGUGUCGAUGAUAUCCGCGAUACAUUGAGCGAGAUCCUGCCUAGCCAUCGCGCCAUGAGCGAAGUUGGUGAUGCUGUCUACGUGCGGAGUCUAAGUUUGAUAUGUGACGUUAUCACGGAGGGCAAUGAGGCGUUUUACAGAUUCAACGCUGGGAAAUCCUUUGAGUGGGUGCGUGGUCGGAUCGAUGCGUUGGAGACAUAUAUCGCGGAAAAGGCUGGUAAUAGCAUAUUAAAGAAAAUCCGAGCUGAGUUACUCGAUCCCACUAGUGUUGAUCAUGUGGUUGAGUCCAGCGUGUUGCAGAAUGCAAUCUUGUGCUACGCCGUGGACUACAUCUGCGAUUCCUAUCUAGUUGCCGAUUUCAAAGCGCAGCUAGUGCAGCAUUUCAAUUUCGAUUUCAGCAAGAUGGAAACUUACUUAGCGGAGAUCAAGUCGAAGCAGAAAAAGUUGGAGGCUGUAGAGGCGAAUAUGAAUGAUGUUAAUGUGGUGAGUUCCAAUGCCACCAAGGCAGCCAAGAAACUACUACUACAACAACAGCAGCAGCAGCAGCAAGCGAAAAAGAGAGCGGGUGGCGGUAAGAAAGUUGCUGUGGGCAAAGGUGCACUUGAUGGCUUCUUUAAACGUGCCUAA
This is a messenger RNA of Lodderomyces beijingensis, 975 nucleotides long. The record is from the annotation of a GenBank genome assembly. Lineage: Eukaryota; Fungi; Ascomycota; Pichiomycetes; Serinales; Debaryomycetaceae.